Phyllopteryx taeniolatus (common seadragon) is the source of this 2217-nucleotide messenger RNA. RefSeq names its product tRNA methyltransferase 2 homolog A (gene trmt2a). The coding region runs from base 136 to 1968 and encodes 610 amino acids. Gene Ontology annotation, biological process: RNA processing. The record is from RefSeq and is a predicted model, not a curated record. NCBI's taxonomy places the organism in Eukaryota, Metazoa, Chordata, Actinopteri, Syngnathiformes, Syngnathidae. Gene Ontology annotation, molecular function: RNA methyltransferase activity; RNA binding. The transcript is spliced from 12 exons.
CACUCGUGAAAAGCAUUGGAAAGACGAGACCUCCUCAAACCGUAAUAAAUGCGUAUAUCACUUUAAGAAAGUUCAAAGUUCACAGCCAACUCCACGUGGUUUCAUCAACAUGGUAGCUACUUGAGCCGUCAGUGUAUGUUUAAAAGUAGCGCAAAAAGCAGAGUCAUGGAAGAGUGUUGUAGAAGUCCUGUGACUGAAGCAGCCCCCCAAAAGGAGGGGGACGCUGCUGACCCCCUCACUGACUCCACAGAUCAUGUCAGCACUGCAGGAGAAGGUGAAGUGGCCUCGGACACCAGCAUUUAUGGUUACAUCAAGCAAGACCUUUUUACGUCUGAGAUCUUCAAAGUGGAGAUCCGGAAUCUGCCAAAGUUCAUUGGCUUCAAUGACCUGAAGAAGUUCCUGGCCAAGCAUGGCCUCAAUCCGCACAAAAUCAAGCUUUUUGGGAAGCACACGUUUGCUUUUGUCACCUUUAAGAAUGAGGAGGAGCGCGACAAGGCCAUGAGGAUGGUGCACGGCAUGCAGUGGAAGGGCCAGGUGUUAAGUGUCAAACUGGCCAAGCCGAAAGCCGAUCCCAUCCAGAGGAAGAGGAAGCAGCAGGAGGAGGGAGAAGGUGUGGGAGGGCAACCACCUUCCAAGCGUGCAGAAGGGAACGAGGAGGAGGAGGAGGAGCCGCUGAGUGUCCAGAUUGCCAACGUGGUGACUCCCCUGUGGAAUGUUCCCUACGAUGAGCAGCUGAAGAGGAAGGAGCAAGAUGUGGUUGCGGUUCUGCAGAGGCUGGCCAAAGAGAUUGCAAGCACCAACAAAGCCAUGCUGCCCUGGCUCUUUGAUGUAAAAGGCAAACAAAACAGAAUGUGUUGUCCCCUGGAAGCUAUUUGUCCAUCCCCUACACAGACGCAGUACAGAAACAAGUGCGAGUUCCUCAUCUCAGUGGGCGCGGAUGGGGAGGAUAAGACCAUUGGCUUCCGCCUUGGGAAAUAUAAAGGAGGCUCCUGUGCUGUGGUGGGGCCGGCGGAAGUGUGCCAUGUCUCAGCCGAGGCCAAGAAAGUUGUCCACGAGUUUCAAAAAUUCAUCAGGUCAACACCUUACACUGUGUACAGUCCUGAAACGUAUGAAGGACACUGGAAGCAGUUGACUGUUCGGACCACCAGGACCAAACAAGCAAUGGCAAUAGUGUUCUUUAACCCGCAGAAACUUGAAGAAACACAACUUGAUGCAUUAAAGGCCUCCAUGAAGAAGUACUUAGCAGAAGGAGAGGGCAAAGACAGCGGCAUCACCUCUCUUUACUUUGUCAGAGAGGGCCAACGGAAAUCUCCUAAUGUUGAAGACUUGCCCUGUGAGCUGGUAGCAGGAGAUUGCUGCAUCCACGAGGAGCUUCUUGGUUUAAAAUUCAGAAUUUCUCCCCAUUCUUUCUUCCAGGUAAAUACUGCAGGAGCAGAGGUUCUGUACUCUACAGUUGGGGAAUGGGCCCAACUUGAUCAGGACAGCAUAGUUCUGGAUGUGUGCUGUGGGACAGGAACUAUUGGCAUUUCUUUGGCUAAGAGGGUCAAGAAAGUAAUUGGGAUUGAACUUUGCCAGGAGGCAGUGGAGGAUGCCAAAGUUAAUGCAAAACUAAACGGGCUCAGCAAUGUCGAGUUUCACUGCGGGAAAGCUGAAGAUUUGUUCCCCAAUAUUCUUAGUGCUCUUGUGUCACCCAAAGUCACAGCCAUUGUGGAUCCACCGAGGGCGGGCUUACAUUCCAAGGUGAUACUAGCCAUCAGGAGAGCAGAGCAUCUGAAAAGGCUGAUUUAUGUGGCGUGCAAUGCCAAGGCAGCCAUGAAAAACUUCAUUGACCUGUGCAGGGCACCGUCCAACAGAGUUCAUGGAGCGCCAUUCCAGCCUGUGCGAGCCAUGGCUGUGGAUUUGUUUCCUCAGACAGCACACUUUGAGAUGGUUAUGCUCUUUGAGAGAGUGGACUACAACUCCCAGUAGCAGAUCAACAAUCAGGAAGAAACUGUAUUUUCAUCUUAGUUCCUUUGCAAAUGUAUGCAUGCUCAAACAUGUCUAAUUAGACAUUGAAUUAUAACAAUUACACUGCAUUCGGUUUGGUGUAGAUGUACAUCUUUUAAAUGGCUUACCAUCCUAAAUUCAGCAAGUUUCUUUUUUUUUUUUUAAAUAAGCAUUUUUCCCCAUACUUAAGUUAGGCUUUUUCUUUUGGAAUAAAACUUUGUUCCCAAAAUA